Molecule: messenger RNA, 2058 nt
Organism: Priapulus caudatus
Lineage: Eukaryota; Metazoa; Priapulida; Priapulimorpha; Priapulimorphida; Priapulidae
Product: soluble calcium-activated nucleotidase 1-like
Exons: 4
Coding region: 99-1442 (447 amino acids)
Biological process (GO): proteoglycan biosynthetic process
Molecular function (GO): UDP phosphatase activity; calcium ion binding; GDP phosphatase activity
Source: RefSeq, a predicted model, not a curated record
CACGUAACGAAAGUGUUCACUUUAGCAACUGCAGUGUUUUGCAGAUACGGCUUGCUUAAUGCAGUCGCUAUACGCUAAACUUCUAUCAUCAGCCGUAGAUGAGUGCGUUCGAGACCAUAAGCAUUUCAGACGGACCCGAGAGUGGUGAAGUCGACAGCGACGCCAGUGGAGGCAGCAUUAAUAUGUCUUCCGACUGGAUGCAAGCUGUAAAAUCGCCUGUGCCAUUUCGCGUUGGCAACAGGUUGAUCAGGUUACGAAUUACCAACCUCGCGCGUCCGCGGGUUAUCGUACCAGUGUUCAUCAUCCUGAUCACGGUGGGCGCGCUCUUUAUCCUGCUUCCAAACACGGACGCUCGAUACACGCGCGGUGUCAACUCGCCUCGGCUCAAAACCUUCAUCCAUGAAGACGACAUGUUCAGAACUGCCGAGGCGCCGGUAGCGGCGGCACUGCCGACGUCGCGGGAACCGUGCGCAGACGGCAGUCACUACAACACAACGUACCCACUAUCGCGACCCGAGGUGCUGCCCGACGGCAGCAUGCGUUAUCGCAUCGGCGUCAUCUCCGAUCUCGACACCGACUCGAAGAGCAAGGUGGAGAAGUUCACGUGGCUCAGUCACUUCUUGAAGGGUCACCUGACGCUGAGUGCAAACCACGAUCAGAUCCAGAUUAAGUGGGAAGAGCGAGUCACGUUGAAGGAGACCCUGUCACAGGGCGGCCGCGGAAUGGAGCUCAGCGAACUAGUCGUGUUCGACGGGAAGCUUUACACGGUGGACGAUCGAACUGGAGUGGUGUACCUGAUAGAGAAUGAUAUCGCAAUUCCCUGGGUAGUCCUACCAGAUGGAAAUGGAAAGUCGGGCAAAGGAUUUAAGUGCGAGUGGGCCACCGUGAAAGAUAAAACCUUGUACGUGGGUGGGCUGGGAAAGGAAUGGACGACAGUUGCCGGCAAGAUACUGAACACCAAUCCACAAUGGGUGAAAGCCAUUAGUCCAUCAGGAGUUGUGCGGCAUCUAGACUGGCAUGAAAAAUACAAUGCCUUGAAGAAAUCAGGGGGAAUAAACAACACUGGUUACAUCAUCCACGAGUCGGCGGUGUGGAGCGACGUGUGGCAGCGGUGGUUCUUCCUGCCGCGGCGCGCGAGCAAUGAGCAGUACAACGACGUCGACGACGAGAACAGGGGCACCAACAUGUUGUUCACGUGCGACGACAGCUUCAGGAACUGCGAAAUGAAAAAAAUAGGCAAGAUCAUUCCAACACAUGGCUUUUCGUCGUUUAAAUUUAUUCCCGGUACUGGGGAUAAAAUCAUCGUUGCGAUCAAGUCAGAGGAGAAUGCAGAUGCAGAAACGGCAGCUGCGUUCAUCAUGGCUUUUACUAUCGAUGGCAAGAUACUGAUGGAUGAGACAAAGAUUGGUGAUUUUAAGUUUGAAGGUGUAGAGUUUAUCUAAGUUUGAGGCAAGGCAUGAGAAAGGGAGAAAGGAGAGAAGAAUCCAAGAAUUGAUGCAUAAUAUAUUCAAGAAAAUCUUGCCUCGAUUGAAAUGACCUUUUCAAAACAAUGAAGAUGGUCUUAUGCUCCAUUACCACAUACCAUUAAUUUAUGGCACAUGAAUUUGACACGUCACCACAUUGGAUGGUACUCGAUCUGAGAAGCAGGGGCCACUUUUCACGUGACCUUACUUGUUGUUUCUAAGAUAGGUUUUAUACGAGGCCAAUCGAUAUGAAAAUAGAAAGAGCUAUUUUUGUAAAAGUCGUAUACAGAGUGAAAGAUGAUGGAAAGAUGCAUGGCUAUACACACAUUGCACCUAUGAGAGUUAUGCUGUUCCGUACCCGUUUUUGGGGUGAAUCAAUUGUGCUUGUGAUAUUCACAUUUACCUAACCAUGUUAAGUAGUAUUGAAUGUUGCUAUUGGUAUUAAUUUAUAAUUUUAAUUGUAAAAUAUCUUGUAUCGAUAUCGUUGAUCAAUGUAUAUGCCCUGUUUGCGUGCUUGUAUGUAGAUGUAUCCUGUUUUGUUUUGAUGAAAAUAAAUAAGAAAUCACGUUAUAUUGCGUGUUUCUCUGAACCACGA